AGAAUAAUUAACUGUUAAGAACUAAAUAAUGUAUCGUACGUAAAUAAAGAUCCCGUUACCGAUUACACUAGAUGGAAAAAAUGAAAACUUCAAGGAUAUUGAAAUAACAAGUAAAAGCACGUACGAUAUCUGGUGGAGAAUACGUUCUAAAGUUUAAUUCCUUUACAAUAACAUUUUCCACAACAAAAAUCGUCAGAAAUGUUUCAAGAUGUCUCACUACAAUUUACGUUCUCGCCUAUCAGCCACUCUACCGCCACAGUUGACGCCGCCAACAUCCCCACCUGACGAUUCGACAGUUCCGGAGCAACCAUUUCAACCAUCAACUACCAUAUCAAAACAAGACACUCCAAAAUCAUCAAGUGAGUCAAAACCUUAUUUACAAACUCCCGAAGAUUUUGUUGCAAGUGAAAAACGUCGUAAAAAACAAUUACGUUCAGAUUUUCAUAAACAAUUAAAUUCUAUCAAAACAAUCAGAAGAGUAACAAUACAUGACAGCCCAUUUCAAAGUCACCCAUUACAAUCCGAUGCAUCAGACACCGAAGAAACCCAAGAAACAACACUCCAGCCAUUAACGCAGGACCCGCCGAAGGAAUCGCUGCUCGAGCCAUUAUCCAAUUUCCGGUACGACCCAGUACCACCGCCAUAUGGUAAUUUUCAGUGCCUUCCCGACGAACGACUACAGGAUCCAAUUUCCAGUGUUAUUUCGCAGAGACCUAACUUUUUCUUAAAUACCCCAUCACCUAGUGUUAAUAGUGCUAAUUUUCCAUCGCAAAGUGCUAAUAGUGACAAUAUUAACUUACGUAGGCAGACGCCUUCCGCACCUGGCCACUCUCCAGCAGACGGGGAACGACCGGCGAGAAACUUCCAUACCGCACAGACUUCGGACCCAAGAGGCGCACACGACAAUACAUCAUUCAUAUGAAUAUAGUGUGUAUUUCAUAAUUGUGUUCUUAAAUUUGUAUUUUCAUUGAUACUCUAUUGUAUAUAUAAUAUCAUUUUAUCGUUACAUUUUUGGUUCCCUAUUGUCAAUUUUACAUUUCAUUA
Molecule: messenger RNA, 1044 nt
Organism: Dreissena polymorpha
Lineage: Eukaryota; Metazoa; Mollusca; Bivalvia; Myida; Dreissenidae
Exons: 2
Coding region: 209-922 (237 amino acids)
Source: RefSeq, a predicted model, not a curated record